Molecule: messenger RNA, 1135 nt
Organism: Trematomus bernacchii (emerald rockcod)
Lineage: Eukaryota; Metazoa; Chordata; Actinopteri; Perciformes; Nototheniidae
Product: intelectin-like
Molecular function (GO): oligosaccharide binding
Source: RefSeq, a predicted model, not a curated record
GAUACAAAGAUGUUAUGCUUCACAGUUUUGUUUUUGGUUGUUUUGCUGUCAGUGAAACAUGGAUUCUGCACCUCUAUACAAACAGGCACAAAGGAUGUUAAGAGGUCUCUAAACCUCGGGACAAACUUUGAACAUUUAGAGAAAUUAAGGAACAGGUCCACGUAUGUUGCGAGGAGCUGUAAGGAGAUCAUAGACAGAUACAAUGAACAUGAAGAUGGGUUGUACUUCCUGACCACUGCUAAUGGCAUGGUCUAUCAGACUUUCUGUGAUAUGACCACAGCUGGAGGCGGCUGGACGCUGGUGGCGAGUGUCCAUGAGAACAGCAUCUAUGGACGGUGCACAGUGGGAGAUCGCUGGUCCAGCCAACAGGGUAACAAUGCUAACCUACCAGAUGGAGACGGAAACUGGUCCAACAGAAACACCUUUGGAGCAGCAGAGGGCGCCACCUCGGAUGAUUUUAAGAAUCCAGGCUACUAUGAUAUCAUGGCAGAAGACAUAUCUGUGUGGCACGUUCCCAACAACGUCCCACUGGAGCACUGGAACCUGGCAGCCAUCCUCCGCUACCACACUGAGACCCACUUUCUGCGCCUGUAUGGAGGAAACCUCUUUCAGAUGUUCAUGCAAUAUCCAGUAAGAUACAACGUUGGCUCCCCCGGCAACAGAGGGCCAGCUAUUCCCAUUGUGUAUGACCAUGGAGACAAAGAGUCCACCAAAAAUUUAUAUGGACCCAAUCCAAGAGGGGAGUUUGAACCAGGUUUCAUCACAUUCAGAGCAAUAAACAAUGAACGUGCAGCCAUGGCUAUCUGCUCCGGGGUCAAGCCGGUCCGUGCUUACAACACUGAACAUUACUGUAUAGGGGGAGGGGGCUAUUUCCUCACUGAUCAAUGUGGGGACUUCCCAUCAUUUGACUGGGACAGAUUGGGAAGGGAGCAAGGCUGGAGCGCCUCCAAAGAGAUGACUGAGGCUGCUGUUUUACUCUUCUACCGCUGAGAGGACUAUUUGCACAUGCACAGCUAUGGAUUUUAUGACAUGUCAGCCUAGCCAACAAUCACAGUUGAAGACACAGCAUGUCUUAUGUUACAAAAACAAGACAUGUGUUUCUGCAUAUGCCCAUUAAAGAAAACAACUAAUAUUA